UGGGGAGCCCCACGACCUUACGGCUAUGCUAGCCAGCAAUGUUGUCCACCAAGUAUGAUAUGCCCAGGUGAGUCAGUUAAUGAAUCUUAACAGGACAUGUUCCUUUUCCGCUUAACAGCUACGCGCGAUUGCUGUUCUGAUUUCGAACGUGACUUGGGAUACUCAAAUUUUGCAUUUACCGGAAUAAAAAAAGGUCUCUGAUAAGUCGCUUUGACGCGCAUAACACCAUUGACAGACUGGAAGAGAUUUACUCCUCAGACAGGGUGUUCUCUUCUUUUUGCUGACCUCUAUUUUAAGUAGUUCCCAUGAUACGGUAGUCUGUGCCAGACUCUCAGUAAGUAAAAGCGGGCGAGCAGUGGAAAAAUGAAAGAAACUGAUGUCAAUUUUACUCUUUUUCUAUUUCAGGUAAACCACCAUGUGGUUCAAACAAUGGUGGGUAUAACGGUUUCCAAGGAUACGGUAAUUAUCCCGGAUACUCCAGCUACAAGCCUCCUGUUUCCCUGAGCUUUCAGUCUCCAAUUGUGCCAACACCACCACAGUAUGCUGUCUCCAAUAAUGCACCAUCUACUAAAGACCGAACCGAUACUGCACCGAUUAAAGCGCGGCCGACCGCAGUAAAAGCAGCAACCAGAAGGAUCUCUUUUGAAGAUGGAGAGAAAACUAAGCAAAAUCCAAAAGACGCCUCGCCGCAGAUAAAACAGAUUAUUUCAGGUGUCGAUGACCAAGCGGAGUAUAACGGAACUGAUCAGAGUUACGCAGGGUAUAACGGAAGAGAAAAUGAAAAACAGUUUUACGGCGGUUAUUCUGAAGAUAGCGAUGAUAAAGGUGUGUUUCCAGAGAAAGGUGAUUCUGCUAGUGCCUCCAAAGCACAGUAUUCUUCUGCUGUACAACAACGUGAGAAAAAUGCCGACGGAAAGUUACCAGAGAACUAUCUUCCCAAAAAUGCUGCAAAAGACAAAUCACAACAAAACGAAGACGAUUCUUCUAAACUGCACGACUAUAAAGAUGAAAUCGAAAAAGAGGCCGUAGAACAGGAAAAAGAAGCUGACGAAAAGGCCGAAAAAGAAGGGUCGGAAAAACAGGGGACCCGUCAGGACGGAAACAUCGAUGAAGACGUAGACGUCGAAGACGACGAUUUAGAUGAUGACGACGACGAUGAAGAUGACGACAGCAACGAUACAAGAGAUGAGGAUGAAAAUGAUAAUGACGAUGAUGAUGACAAGGUGAAGGGACGUUUUAAUGACGACUCCAUGAAGCAAGAAAACAGAAUUGAUAAUCCUGCUGACCAGUCGUUUGCUGUUUCACCUCGAGUGCUGCCUGGAAUGUGUCCACCUUGCCGUAAGUAAUGCUGAGAAAAAUAGCGGAUAAAAGAGGGUGCAGAAAACAAAAUAACGCAAUGUUGAAGUACUCGAAAAAAACGAAGAUGUAAAGUAGACCGAUGGAGAAAAAAAAACUUUUGAGGAGUCUCUGACAAAUAAAAAGUUAAUUUAAAAAAGUGGCUUUGAAAAAGUGAAUACAGGAUGAGUUAAUACAUACAUCGACCGUGUUUUGGGAAACGGUGCAACAAUGUCGAUAUAUCUCAAUUUACACUUACCCCUGAGGAUUAGGGGAAAGAACGAAGUAAUGAGACAGGUCAUUCCCGAAUGUAAUUAAAUUUUGCUUUGUUCUUUCAUUAUUUAUCAAUGAGUUCUAACACAGUGCAAUCGGUUCAUCCUUUUGAACCAUUUGUUGGGAGUUAUCUAACAUUGAACCAAAUUCCUUGCAAACUUUGUAACUUGUAUUAAUUUUUCUCUCCGCAGCAAAACCAACAAAAGCUCAAGGUAAGAGAAAUUUUCUGUUAUAAGCUAGUACACACACCAAUAAGCCAUCGUGCAUCGUGAGUCUGAUACACAUUUCAUAUAAUCUUAUUGAGAAAUACAUUUAUCAGCCAACAUUAUCAUAAAACUGGGCAAAGGGAUUGACGUUGCCCUGAAUUGUCUUUUAGCGACGAUUCUUUUAAAACUACGAUUUGUGUGUAGUCUCUAAGUUAAAAUGUUAGAAAGUGUCAGUCGUAAUGUAUUUAGAUGUUGUUUUUGUGAAUCUAUUCACAGAAUUAAUCGCCGUUUAUUUCUCUUACCCCGACAGCUUGUAGUGCUAAAAUCGACCUGGCUUUCCUGGUGGACGGAUCUUCAAGUGUUGAAAGAUAUGGUGUCGGUAACUUCCGAAGAGUCAUCAACUUUGUCCGAGGUCUCACGAUGGGCUUCGCGAUCUCCAGAACCAACACUCAAGUGUCUUUAGUUGUUUACGGAACAAGACCAAAAACCAUCUUUGGUUUUCGCAGGUGGGCAUGAGUAUUAAGUGGCUAAAAUUUAUUUCAUUUGUUAAAAAGUUCCUCUUGAAAAAUGUUAAUAACUGGUACUUUACCAGGGCAAACAGAUCACCCUGCUUUACGUUGGAGAAGACCAUGAAGGGCUCCGUAGCUGUACACUUAAAGCAGAAGUCUUUUGUUUACUAACUUGUGCUAUAUUUAUACAGCAAGCAUCAAGUUUAAAUGAUACUAAUCUCAGCAAAUUCCACGUUCUGUAACGGAACACUAGUGACCAAAUUUUCAUCUUCCUUGACAGAUACCAAAGCAAUACUCGGCUAUUUUCCGCUCUCAACGGUCCAAUUUAUUACCCAAGGACUGGAGCAAGAACCGGUCGUGCCUUAAGGCGUGCAUACAGGCGACUGUUUAGAACAAGUAGGCGGUCACGUGCCUCGAAAGUGAUCGUGGUUAUCACUGACGGUGGCUCCAUCGAUGGCGUGUAUGCCAUAUCUAAGCGAUUAAGAGCCCGUGGUAUCACGAUCUUCUCAGUAGGAGUGGGAAGGUACUUUAACGCAAAGGAGCUUGAUUCUAUGGCAACUGAUCCAGACAAGACCCACGUCUUUACGUCUGAUUUUAAGCAGCUGCAGUACAUUACCAAUGAUCUAAAGAAAGCAAUUUGCUUAAGUAAGUAG
Messenger RNA from Porites lobata, 2976 nucleotides. NCBI's taxonomy places the organism in Eukaryota, Metazoa, Cnidaria, Anthozoa, Scleractinia, Poritidae. The record is from the annotation of a GenBank genome assembly.